This is a messenger RNA of Micropterus salmoides (largemouth bass), 5604 nucleotides long. It is a transcript of the gene setd3, whose product is annotated as SET domain containing 3, actin histidine methyltransferase. Gene Ontology annotation, biological process: peptidyl-lysine dimethylation; actin modification; positive regulation of transcription by RNA polymerase II. The record is from RefSeq and is a predicted model, not a curated record. Bases 353 to 2182 code for a protein of 609 amino acids. NCBI's taxonomy places the organism in Eukaryota, Metazoa, Chordata, Actinopteri, Centrarchiformes, Centrarchidae. The transcript has 13 exons. Gene Ontology annotation, molecular function: transcription coactivator activity; histone H3K36 methyltransferase activity; protein binding.
UGCUCGUUAUAUAUAUGAAUGCGCGCAUGUGCUGUAGAGGCAGUUGUAUUUUAGCAGACAAGGAUAACGAGCCUGCCAAUCCAGCAGAUUAGCCUCUUCUAAAACUCAGCCUGAUCCUCUAUCACUUGACAGCUUAGCAGCUAACAGCUAGCCUGGUAACGUUUACUCAGUGCAGCCAGUGUAGAUGAAUGAGCAGGGUGCGUUACCCCAGCCCCGCUCCAAUUACAGCUCUGCUCUGAUGGGCGUGAUUCCUCAGUGCUAGUAAGCUAAAGUUAGCUGCUGGCCUAGUGGGGAAGGCUACAAAUAACCCGAGGGGCUAACGGUUGUUAAGCCCAGACGUCCAUCCAGCACCAUGGGAAAGAAGAGUCGAGUGAAGACUCAGAAGUCGGGCUCAGGAGCCAGCGCUGUGGUUUCCCCCAAGGAGAUGAUGAACCUCAUCUCUGAACUGCUGCAGAAAUGCAGCAGUGCAGCACCCUCUGCUGGUAAAGAGUGGGAGGAGUACAUCCAGAUCAGAGGCUUGGUGGAGAAGAUCCGCAAGAAACAGAAAGGUAUGUCGAUAUUAUUCGAGGGAAGCAGAGAGGACCACUUCCCAGAUUUGAUGUCCUGGGCUCAGGAAAACGGGGCGUCCUGCGACAGCUUCACAGUGGCCAACUUUGGAACGGAGGGCUACGGCCUGCGGGCCACCAGAGAGAUCAAGGCAGAGGAACUUUUCCUGUGGAUUCCCAGGAAGAUGCUAAUGACGGUGGAGUCAGCCCAGAACUCUGUAUUGGGUCCUCUGUACAGUCAGGACCGGAUCCUACAGGCCAUGGGCAACGUGACGCUGGCCUUCCACCUGCUGUGUGAGCGGGCCGACCCUGCUUCACCCUGGCUGCCGUACAUCCGCAGUCUUCCUCAGGAGUACGACACGCCGCUGUUCUACCAGCAGGACGCGGUGCAGCUGCUGCUGGGCACGCAGGCGGUGCAGGACGUCCUGAGCCAGUAUAAAAACACUGCACGCCAGUACGCUUACUUCUACAAAUUGGUACAGACUCAUCCUGCCGCCAGCAAACUGCCCCUGAAGGACAGCUUCACAUUUGAUGACUACAGGUGGGCGGUGUCCUCUGUGAUGACCCGUCAGAACCAGAUCCCUACUGAGGACGGCAGUCGGGUCACUCUGGCCCUCAUCCCCCUCUGGGACAUGUGUAACCACACAAAUGGACUGAUCACCACCGGCUACAACCUGGAGGAUGAUCGCUGUGAAUGUGUGGCACUGCAGGACUACAAGGAGAACGACCAGAUCUACAUCUUCUAUGGCACGAGAUCCAACGCUGAGUUUGUCAUCCACAACGGCUUCUUCUUCCAAGACAACGCCCAUGACCGAGUAAAGAUCAAGCUGGGCGUCAGUAAGAGCGAGCGCCUCUACGCCAUGAAGGCCGAAGUGCUGGCACGAGCUGGCAUCCCAGCGUCCUGUAUCUUCGCUUUGCACUGUAAUGAACCCCCCAUUUCAGCCCAGCUUCUAGCCUUCCUCAGAGUGUUCUGCAUGACAGAGGAGGAGCUGAAGGACUACCUGCUCGGAGACCGUGCCAUCAAUAAGAUCUUCACCUUAGGCAACAGCGAGUUCCCGGUCAGCUGGGAGAACGAGAUCAAGUUGUGGACUUUCCUCGAGACCCGAGCUGCUCUGUUGCUCAAGACCUACAAGACCACCUCAGAGGAGGACCGCUCCAUGCUUGAGAAACCUGAUCUAUCUCUCCAUUCUCGCCUGGCGAUCCAGCUCCGCCUGGCCGAGAAGCAGAUCCUGGAGAAGGCGUCGGCCAGCGGACGGGCCAAACGUCUGCACUUUGAGAAAAAGCUAGAGGAGGGCGCUCCGCUGCCUCGCUACGAGGAGAGCGAUAUCGCUUUGCUGGAGAACACUGAUGCAGAUGCAAAGCUUCCUAUUAUCCUGCGCAAGCUAGAGGAGGUGCAAGAAAGCCAAGAGAUCCAGGUGGAUGAGCACAGUCUCCUACUGAACGGGGAGAAGGCUGUGUAUGGGAUAGAUAUGGAGGCUAACGGAGAGCCAGUGCAGGAGGAGACUCGGGAGAAGGUCAGCAAAGAUGUGCAUUCAGCUUUGGACUCGAAUGAAAGUUCAAGCAAGAAGGGCCAAAGGGAAGUGGCCAACCUAAGUGCCAGUCGAACUGAAGAUAAUCCCAAAGAGAACAGUGAAUGAGUAAACUUACUGCCACAGCCCAUGCUAUUUAUUUAUUUUUGUGUCUCUUAAAUGACUCAGAAAUAUAGAAGCUGAAAAAAUUUUAAUUCAAAGUCGCAGAACUUUUCCGACUGUAUGUUCAUCCAGCGUGGCUUUUCUUAGUUGUCCGCUGCUGAACUUGUUUAAAAAAUACUGCCGGCGUGUCCCUCAGCCCUCUGCGCAGAACAGGAUUUGAUUUAAAAUUUGCUUUUGUUUUACGUUGUAAGUUUCAAACCUACGUUUACAUUCAAACAUUUCGAGGCCUACAGCAUAGGAAGAAAGCAGGGGUGGGGGGGCACAAACUGGUUCCAGCAAGUUAUUAGGUGAAUGUUAUUUCCACAAAGCCAAAAUCUCUCUAAUCUCGUGAAUUGGUUGUUUUAUUACGGCAGUUUGUCUCCAUAUAUGUCCAGUAUGUUUUGAGUUGACAAUCGUAUUCUCUAGUGCAUUUCGUGGUGUGCUACUGAGUCAAGGCCAUCUACUCCCUUUUUUUCUGGUUAAAAUCACUUUGAGCAAAAUAACUGAAGGAAAACAUAGAACGGUGAAUGGUACCUGUUAUGUUUCAGUAUGACAGGCCAAAAUGGAAGAUGGUUUUUGCUUUUUCAGUAAAAAACGUUAUUUUUACCAUCAAAUUCCCAUCAUUACAUAGCUUCAGCCCUCACUAAGAAACAAAGAAUUUUAGUUUUAUUUUGUUUUAAAAUGUAUCUUUGUGAAUGUACUGCAGUGAUUCUCUGCAGAUGCCAACAAAAGGGAGUGAUGAGUGAGCAGCGCUGACUGUUGUUGCCCUUGAGAAAGCCAUAUACAGCACUGAGGACGAUGGCGGUUCAUGUGAGGUCUCCUGUUGGAAGCUUUUUGCUCGUCUGCCUUAAAAUGAGGCGAUUUCAACAUGACGCUUAUUGUAUGAAAAACACAGAAGCACUGUCAGCAGGUUCUUGCUCUCCUUAGUUUGUGUUAACUGUAGGGGUGGCCCCAACUACUCCGACUCUUUUGCACUGAUACAAAGCCAAUACUGACUGAAUCACUGACAGUCGAUGCAUCGUGGAGGGGAAAACGUGCAGCUUUCUUAUCAGUUAGAACAUUUAACCUUUUCAUAAGUGCGUAGUCAUGGGUACUCCCAGUUUCACCCAUUGUGUCACCUCGUUAUCUCACCCACUAACUACUAUGUGCUUCAGCUCUUCUACAGUAACGCAGCGACACAGUGUUGUUUAUAGUGCUACUGUACGUGGCUCAUUUUUACAUAAACAUGAUUGAUAUACUUGGAUGAAAUAAAGUCAAGCUCAACCUACUAUUUUUAUCGGAGGUUUCCACCACAAUUCACAGGGUCUUCAUCAGUGCCCUCACAUAGUACGUAGUACGGUACCCUGGUCGGACGAUAACAAGUGGCCGUAUAGGCUGUCUCCCUAACAAUCGGAAUCACGAAAACCAGAGUCCACUCGCAUUGCGUCAGUCGAAUCAGAUUGUUUUCCUAACAUGACCUCACUACAAAAGUAAUGGAACAAGGGAUAUGGAGAAGGUCGACGGCAGUCAGUGAAGUCGGCUAAACUACUUCUGAACCAGACGCUCCCCUUGCUGCCCCCCCAGUGUGAAUCAAUCUUCAGCUGACAGUGGCAUCAGCAGCCAGUCAGGAGAGGGGACUAUAACUGAAAUUUGAGCGUGACACACUUAUUAUGUCUCUGACUGUGUCCAUCACAGAUGACCAACAAAGGCAUUCGAACAUGAGCCUUACAGGCAGAACAUGAGACUCGUGUAGGCUGUUGGAGGAGUUUAGUGUGGUGUGCCUGGACUGUAACUACAAGCCAUACAUUAUAUAUUUAGGGAAGGUGUAUAGGUGAAAAACAGCAGUAAUAAUAAGUGUGGGUUUGUAUAUAUAAAGCCAAAUAUAUGUGUAGACAAAGCAUAAACCAAAUGAUUGUACUGAGGCCGAACACACAGCCAACUGUUUCCAUGUGAUCGAAGUACCGUAGUUACUAUAGUGUGAGGAAAUGCCAUUUACUGAUGAAGACUGUGAGAUGUGGUUGAAAGCCUCCCAAACACACUAUUAAGUGUACCUUCAGUUAAGACUUUUUUUAAGUAAAGUUAAGUAAGUACUGUUCCAAAAGUACAGAACGCUCUCGAUGGAUCCAUCAGUUUCCCAGAGCUCAAGGUAACGAAGGUAAGAAAUUGCGUUUUUUUCCGACCAACAAGCCAAAUCCACUUCAUCUUACUCUCAUUAAAGAGUAACAAAACCAGAAAAUAUUUAUAGGCUUCCAGUCUUUCCACCAUUCUUUGAUUCAAAAAUGACUUAAACAAUAUAUUGCUUAUCAAAAUAGUUGACGAUUCAUUUUAUGUCGACCGACUAAUCAAUAAAUCAACCAGUUGUCUUUAGGCUACACAAAGUGAGAACUUUGGUUUUAGGGGGAGUCAUGUGCUGAAACUAGCCUAUCCUUGCUAUAUGCUAAUGAGGCUAAUCACCUCCCGGUUCCAGCUCUGCACCUAACACAGACAUAAGAGUUAUUGAUCUUCUCAUCUAGUUCCCAGUAAGAAAGUGAAAAAGCAUAUUUACCAUAAAGUUGAACACUUUCUUUAAAGUUACAGAGACCUGUUAAUAGUUCUGUUAAAAGUGGUUUCCACAUUCUUUGACUAAUCGAAAUAAAGUUUUAUAACCUGGUCUCCUCUACUUGAUAUGGAAAUAAGUGUUUGCUAACAUCGAUGAUUAGCACCACUGGUUUGAUUACACUUUUUCCUAUAGAAACAGAUGUAAGUACCUCCUGUGACUGUCAGUGAACCUCGGCUUUGGCUUGGUGAUAGUUAGAAUAGAUAGAUAGUUGGUUAGAAUCGACCAGCUAAAAUGUAAGUUGGGCUCACUCCUAGUUAACCCGUAAAGUUAGGAUUAAACUAACCUUGCCAUGUUGUCAGCUGACGGUCGUGUGAAAGGCAAUGAAUUCUCACUGCCGCUGUGUUCUCCCUUCAAGUGGUACGACCAAAUCUAGGUGUUCUCCUUAGGUCAGAUGUUUAUGGCCACUUUGUACCACAUGAUGCUCAUGUUUUGUAUCACGUUUGAUGUGUCACGGUCAUUCUGUGGUUUGAGCACUUUUCCAUCACAAAUCUGUAUUUUUUAUGCAAUCAUGUACUUUUACCAACCUUACUGGUAACAUUCAGUCUGUUUGCUGCUUUUCUAAAGACCUCUGUACCAUAGCGCGCGUGUGUGUGUGUGUGUGAGAGUGUGAGGGAGAGCUCCUAGCUUUAACCUUAGACUCAACAACUCCUGACCAGGUACGUUGCUAUCCAGUUGAACCGGACUCCUCACAUUUCACCAUAUGCAGUAGUUGUGGGUUUCUCUGUGUAAAACCAACCCUGGACUGUACAGUCAAAGCUAGAGUUGAUAAGGCAACUUGUCCUGAAGAGAUUAAACUUCAUCUCAUUUCUCA